AUGGAUUACGGAACCGUCAAGAUAGAUAUUACUGCUUCUACAAUGAGUCAAGAUCCAUCGUUAGGGUUUAGCCGUGUGUUCAUAAGUCUAAGUCGGUUCUCAAGUCAAGGAUCUUACCCAGAUUCCACUUUCCGCGACCCAAUCAAACUACAAAGCUUCUCACCGAACUAUGUCUAUCAACGUGUCUAUGACAAAUGCCACGAUCAUGUCUUGUCUCGACGUAUUACCGAUGAGAUUGUUGACCAGAGUCAACGGAGAGACUUGCCGCAAGGUCCCUUGUUCAUGAUGCUGUACGUCGACUUUACACAGAAAGAGUGCAUCGUCUUGCCUCCUAGUUCUGCUCCUUCUAGGACGACGACGACAGAUUCGAAACAGGAGAUUUGUUCGAUCUGCUUGGAGAACAUGUCGGUUUCUGAAUCGGAUACUAAACCCAGCUUGCAAUUGCCUCAAUGUAAGCAUGAGUUCCAUGAAGAUUGCUUCAUCAAGUGGUCUGUUCGACAUAACUCAUGCCCUCUUUGCCGUCGACCUGCAUGA
Thlaspi arvense is the source of this 534-nucleotide messenger RNA. Lineage: Eukaryota; Viridiplantae; Streptophyta; Magnoliopsida; Brassicales; Brassicaceae. The record is from the annotation of a GenBank genome assembly.